AAUUUUGAGCCGCGCCGCCUGCCGUCCGCUGUCACGUGCCGGCCCGCUGAGGCCGCGUUGAUGGGUGGGGGCGACUCUGCUAGGCGCCGGGGCAGGAAGGGAGGCGGCCGCCGUGCCAUUCUUAAAGGGCCCCGAGUGAAGGCGACGGGCUGCUGACGGCCGGAAGGAAAAUGAGUGAGUCUUUGGUGGUUUGUGAUGUUGCUGAAGAUUUAGUGGAAAAGCUGAGAAAAUUUCGUUUUCGCAAAGAAACGAACAAUGCUGCUAUUAUAAUGAAGAUUGACAAGGAUAAACGCCUGGUGGUGCUGGAUGAAGAGCUUGAGGGCAUUUCACCAGAUGAACUUAAAGAUGAACUACCUGAACGACAACCUCGCUUCAUUGUGUAUAGUUAUAAAUAUCAACAUGAUGAUGGAAGAGUUUCAUAUCCUCUGUGCUUUAUUUUCUCCAGUCCUGUUGGAUGUAAGCCUGAACAACAGAUGAUGUAUGCUGGGAGUAAGAAUAAGCUAGUCCAAACAGCUGAACUUACCAAGGUAUUUGAAAUAAGAAAUACUGAAGACCUAACUGAAGAAUGGUUACGCGAGAAACUUGGAUUUUUCCACUAAUGUGAACUUCUGUGUUUCUAAAGUAUUUAUGUAUUAACCUGACCAUACUGGAACCAGACAUAAAUACUUAUUUAUGCCUAAAAAUGCACUGUUACUUACAAGUUUGUUUCCUGCAGUAAAGAAAAAUUGUUCAUUUGUGCAAAGUUUGAACAAAGAAGAAAUCAUCUUCAUAGUAAUGAAACUUUGUAAAGUGUUUCCUUAUAUUUGUAAUUGUUAGGUGGGCUACUUUUCUCCAGGGACUUUUUGCACUCUUGUGACUAAUUUCUAUAACUUAUGGUUCAGAAUUUGUUACUCUUUACAGACACCAUUGGAAAGUGGAUAUUAGAUUGUGAGAGACAACAGUUGCCUCCUUUUGACAAAUACUGGAUAUUAGCAGUUUAUGUAUGAAAAUAGCAUAUUAUCACUUGUCAAAUCAUUGAAAUUAAUUUGGGGUUAAAGACUUGAAUGACCUAGUAUUGAGCCAUGAAUAAUUUACUGUAGUGUAACUUGCACUACAAUUAUAUUUUUCAUCAAUUCUUUAUCAUCUUUGGUUUUUAAUCAAGUCUAGAAACUGUGUUCAUCAAUCACUCAUUCUUAAGGUCUGGGAGUUAGAUUUUAUGGCAGAAUUAUGACUGUUAGGUUUUCUUCUUGUGGAAAAUAGCAUCUUAGUCUUAGAAAUUGGUGGGUGGUAGUAAUCAAGGGCUUCAUUCCUGGUUAUGUCAUUUCUAGAUAAUUUUGAAUCUAGGUUAAUAAUACUUUAUUUAUAAAGCACCUCCCACUGUCCUAUGAACACUAAUUAUUUUAAAUGUGUUAAUACUGUGCCUUUGAUUUAUUAGCUUUAAAGUUAGUUUAAGACUUUUACACUGCCAGUAUUCCAGAUUUGGUGAAAUUAAUACUUUUUUAAAGAGUCCAAGUAAAACAAUUUUCUAAUGUGUAUAUCUGAAAUUUGUAAUAAAAUCAGCUUCAUACUUUAAAAUUCCAACUAUCUGCUUGCAUUGGUGAACAGAUGGCAGUUGAGAGUUAUAACUUGGGGUAUACUUGUGAUUAGUUUUGUGCCAUAGGGAAAAAAUUGUUUAUCUUAAAACAUUGGCCAUAGUUGAUAACAUUAACACAUCGGUAGAAAUCAUAUCUUACAUCCUAAAUAUCAGAAGAUAUUCUAAACUGGACACCUGAGUAGUUAAUUAAAACAGUCUUGUUAGAUGGUGGCAUCUUUGGCAUAAAGCAAGGAUUCUAAUGUUUGGCAUACUUUUAAAAACAUAUAUAAGUAACUACUUAACAUUAAUUUGAUAAUAGGUCUAGAGACUUUAAAAACUAACCAAAUUUGGUGAGUACAUUCUUAUAUUAAGAAUAUCUUAGUCAUUUCAAAACUAGCAAAGGCAUUUUUUUAUGUUGGCAUAUUUUCCAUUCAUAUGUCCGUUGUGUUUUAUUUUUGAGGUUUCUGUGCCAACUUUACUAUAAAGAGGUAAAGAUAGUUGGAAUUUUCACAAUAUUGAAUAGAGCAUCUUCUGUUCCCAACACUGUUUGACUUCACUAAUUUAGAAGUCAGGAAGCAAUAGGAAGUUAGUUGGAGUUGAGGAAGUGCUAGAGUGGGUAUUUGUUUUGGUUAUUAAAAUGGAAAGGAUUCUUUAUUCCAAUUUCCAGAGAGAGAGAAAACUCAUCCAGGAAGUUUAAGAAUUCUUUAAACAGGUAUUUUGAUAAUGGAAAAUAACUUGCUUAUUAAUUCUGUAGAAAUGCAAAUGUAAUCCAAGUGAGUAGAGUGUUUUUAAUGUUUUCGAAUGAAGGAAAUGAGAUUUUGUGUCACCUGGUUUGCAGCAAUAAGAGAAACAAGUGCUGCAUGAAUGUAUUUUUCAAUGAGGUUCCUUAUUUUGUCUUGCAUGUGUAGUUUUGUUUUUUUCUUUUUUUAAUUUGGAAGUCCUCCAUAAUGUCAGAUAAUAUUGACCUAGCAUACACAGCACUCCUUAGUUCUGUUAUCUUAACAGGACCAAAGAGCUGUGAUAAACCAUGCUUUUUGAGCUUGCCUUGACUCCUUAUCAACAAUGUAUAUUUUGCAAGACAACAGAUUGAGGUUAGAAGAUCAGUAGGACAUUUUUACUCCAUCAGUCCUAUAGGAGAUUUACAGAUUCCAUGCUUUAAAGUGUUCUCAAACAUUUAUGUAGAUUUCCCUUUCAUCUAACUAAAUUUUGCAUUAUUCUUUUCAAGUAUAUUUCCUAUUUAGUCUCUUUUCUCUGCCUUCCUUCAAAUAGUAACUCCAGAUUUUAUAAUACCAGUUUUUACAUUCCAUAUCUUUCUGGUACAACCAUUCCCAUUCAGCCUUAAAUCUUAAUCUUUCCUUUUUGGCAGCAUCUUUUUUCCUGGGACCCUCCUUCAUGGUCUUCUAAGCCAGCAUUAAGUUUUGAAAUUGUUGGCCUGUGUAAGUUCUGCAUAGCAUCUAAUGUCAAAAUAGAACCAACUAGUAAUCACAGUAUUAUUUAGUAUGGGUUUUGUGGCAACAUAAAUGACAUGAAGAAAACUGUUCUCAGGUUACUAUGCUGAAAGUCCAAAAUGUCUGAGUUUUGAAUAGUAAUCACUUUGUUCUGGUAUUGAAGCAAUUAUGUUAGGAAAAAAGUUGGUUGAUUGUUUUUGUUUGACUUCUAAAAUAAAUGUUAAAAUCGUCUAUUUCUAAAAAGUUUACUAAAUGCCUAGUGCAGUUAAACAUACUCUUGUUUAAGAGGGUGUUGCUAAAUUUUUUAUUGUCAUUAUUAAAUAAUCUUUGUGGCAAAAUAUCUGUCAGCACUUUUUCCUGCCCUUUUUAUCUCCUAUUUUCAGGAGUCAAACGUAGCCAUAAACUGUAUCCUUGUCUGACACUUUAACUACGUUUCCGGUUAGGGGAGUUUAUUGCCAAAUUUAAUUUGGCUGUUUCCCCCCACCCAUAUAAAUAUUAAGGAAGAUAUACUUAAAAAGUGUCUGGACUACUUGUAAAACCCCAGCGAUGUCACUAAUUCGUAUAUGGACUAGUGACGAAUAGAUAUUUUCAUAAGAGUUUAAAUGCUGAUAUUUGGUGGAAGUAGAGAGUAACUUGUAUUCUAUCAAUUCAAGUAUUCUUAGUAUGAUUGCUUUCCCUAAUUGUUCAUUAGACUGAUAAUACUGGAAUCUACAGAGUUUGAGCCUUUACAACUUAUGUGAGGAUGUGUUUCAAACAUUUCUGGACAAAUCUUUUGUAUUUCUGGAAGAAUGUAAUAAGUAAUCUUCUAGGCCACUUAAAACUAAUGGUUGCGAAUUGAAUAUUGAGAAAUUUGUUUUCCUAUUAUGCCAUUUGACAUUUCAAAUCAAUAAUCAUGUUCUUGUAAUGUUUAAAACAACUACAUUAAGCUUGUGAUAGAAACUGUAUUUUAUUGCUUUUUGGAAUAUAAUUCAUACACAUAUAAUUACUUGAAUAUUGUUUGAGAUCACUAACAUGUCAGGGCAGUUUCCACUGAUUUAGAUGGUCCAAUAUAAUCUCAUUCAGGAGGCUUGAAACAUUAAUGAUUUAGUCUUGUGAAUUUUAACAGUUCUCUGUCAUCGUUUAACAAAAGCAACAACUGGCACAACUUCUUAAGCUGUGGUUUCAGUCUCUGCUAGUUCAUAUUGCAUGUUUAUUUUGGACAGUCUUUUGUUAAGCAUGGUGCUUGUACUGGUUUAAAUAAAAUGUUAACAUGAAA
This is a messenger RNA of Microcebus murinus (gray mouse lemur), 4255 nucleotides long. It is a transcript of the gene GMFB, whose product is annotated as glia maturation factor beta. Lineage: Eukaryota; Metazoa; Chordata; Mammalia; Primates; Cheirogaleidae. Gene Ontology annotation, cellular component: cortical actin cytoskeleton. The record is from RefSeq and is a predicted model, not a curated record. Gene Ontology annotation, biological process: negative regulation of Arp2/3 complex-mediated actin nucleation; actin filament debranching. Gene Ontology annotation, molecular function: Arp2/3 complex binding; actin binding.